ACCAAUUAGGAUUAUAACUAACACGCUAAUAAAUUCGCUGUCUAGCUGCUUUGACAUUACCGCUGCUUAUCAAUGUCGUAACAGAUCACAAAAAAAGGACGGGAGAAGAUUUUUUAAACGAAGUCGGUACGAAAGGAAUUUCUUUCUGUCCUUUGGCUGCGAUAUAAUUUCCCAUGUAAUAUAUAGACGGCUUGCAAAUUAUGUUCAAAAUGUAGUAAGGCUGAAAUCCACAGUGGCGAUCAACUUAUAGAGUUUCUCAGAGUGCUCCACAUGACACAUGCGAUGAAGUAAGCAGAGAGACCCAAAGUCUCUCGGCAACCCAAACAGCUCCGAUUUUCCAGAGGGACUAGAACGGUGAUUAUCUCUGAAGGGAGUCAAAUGGAAAAUGCUAUUAUUUGGAAGCCCUUGUCCAAAGGACGUGAGAGCAGCUCUCCAAGUGUGCUUAUGCCAUUAGCAAUGUUACACCUAACGAAUUGCAAAGUGUGAGCGCUCGUGAACUCCAUCCAACUCGACUCACAUCGAAGAAGAAAAAACACGUGUGGCACUCGGGGAUUGCCGCGGUGUGGCAAAAUCUUGUGAACCGAAGUGUACAACUCGAUUGUCAAACGGAAACUGAAAGUUCUGCCGUAUUUAGAAAUUCCGUAGACCUUUGAAAGAGAUGUUUAUUGGUUAGAAUUACUAAGGCUGUCACAUUUCAGCAAUGUCAAGAGGGAUCGAAAAAUCCAAUUUCUUACGAAGUGAAUUUAUGGAAACUAAGCCUCAAGUAAUAACAGGGCCAGGCUACUAUAUAAUUUUUGUGAAUAAAAAUGAAAUCCUAUAAGUUUGUGGUAUACCGCCGAGAAAUAGAAAGGACAAAAUGAUAGACCAUGGACAAAGCAACAAAUUAGCGGAAGAAUGUUGUCUUUUACAACAACAAAAAUAAGGUGUGUGUAAUUCAUACGCGGUAGAAGUUAAACUCGAGCUUGAAGAGACCUACACUUAGGAUUGGGUGGACAAGGGUUGAAGAAGAAGAAGAAGUGAAACCUUAAAAUUUUUGGCUUCAAGACAAUGAGACGAUGAGACGAGAGAUGGUGGUAGGACCUCUUGUGAGUCCGCGCGGCGAUCCAACGCGAUCCACUUCGAUUCCGGACUAUGCAAGAGCCUUUGACCCGGAAUUGUACGAAAGAGUCCUGGAUAGCAAAGAAUGUCAAAGACAACUGGAUUUUCUGAGCAAUCGUUCUCUUGGUCUCUCUUUUAUAGAUGCAAGUGCCAAAAUACCUUCUGGUAUCUUGACUGGGAACGUGAAUGACUUCGGGGAUUAUGACGAAUGUUUGGGAAUACACGAUUACGUAGAAGGCAUGGAAUUGCAGGGAAAGUAUUGCACGGUCCUCGUGCCCUGGGACCAGAUGCCUACAAACCUACCAGAAACAUUAGAAGAUAACUGGUUACAGCUAUUUCUGACCUAUCAAUUCCGGGGUAUUUCUGGAAUGCUGGAGCAAAAUAAGGGAUAUGCUCAUGAAGUGUCCAGUAUAAGAGGACGCAUUGACCCAAACGAGCAUACAGUAUUUGUGCUGAGUUCAAAUGAAACUCUUCUAGGCCUUUGCAUACCGAAAGUGUGUACGACAUCGGAAGCGCUCAACCAUGUUUUGAACUACAUCAGCUUUGUCAAUUUAACCUACAGGGAUUAUUACUGUCGGUUGCCGAAUGACAAGCCUUUUAGACCCGCUGAUUAUGUAUCUAUGGCUAUAUUUUCAAUUAUAGCGAUUUUAACAGUGGCAAGUUCUUCAUAUGAGAUUUACAAUGUCCACGUACUAAAAAAAGAUUCAUCACAGUUGCACCCUAUUUAUCGAAAUUUCUCAGUCUUUCACAAUACCCGCCGUUUCCUGACCUUCAACCGUAAUUCUGGACAAUUAGACUGUUUGGACGGUAUAAGAGUGAUGGCCAUGUCAUGGAUUACUUUAGGCCACACUUUUUGCAUGAUCAUCUUUGCUUUUACUCAUAAUAGUAUAUACAGAGUAAUUAAGUUCAGGCAGCUAGAAACAAAUGUUAUCUUCGGUGCGAUCCUGUCUGUUGAUACAUUCUUAUCAAUUAGCGGACUUCUACUUGUUUAUACGGUUGUUGGGAAAAUACCUAGAGAUCGUUUUCUUAAAGGGAUCCCAUUGUUUUAUUUAUACCGAUUAUUAAGAAUAUGGCCGCUUCUAGCAGCUACACUGCUACUUGAAGUUUCCUUAAUGCACCACAUCGCAGAUGGUCCAUUCUGGCAGGUGGUCGCUGGAGACGUUGAGAAUUGUAGAAGUAAUUGGUGGCGUAUACUCCUCCAUGUACAGAAUUACUACAGAAGUAAUUGCAUGAUUCACACUUGGUAUUUAGCAGUGGAUUUUCAGCUCUAUAUUUUGUCUCCUAUUGUGAUUGUCUGGUUGUUCGGGAGGAAAGCGAUAGCCUGGCUCAUUCUGAUCCUCUCAGUGUUGUUGUCAUGGGCUGUGACUAUAACUUACAGUUAUACAUUCAAGAUGUCCACAAUAUUACAUAAUUUUGAGCGUUCUGCUGAUAUCGUUACUUAUCUGGAUAAGUUUUACGAUAAUACAUUACCCAGGGCCGUACCAUUCGUCGUUGGCUUGAUGUUUGGGUAUAUCCUACACUUGCACAGAGAUAAAAAGUUGACCAUAUCUAGGCUAUAUGUGUCCUUGUUCUGGAUAUAUUCGUGCAUCGUCAUGUUUUUUGCGGUUUAUUCUUUAUACCCUAUGGCCCAAUCUGGCUACGAUAACCAAGCGUUUGAUAGUUUUUAUAAUGCUUUUGCUAGAAUAUUAUGGGCUUUUAUGAUCGGCUGGCUAGUCUUGGCAUGCGAUCAUGGUUAUGCUGGUCCAAUUAAUUGGUUCCUGUCAUUGAAAAUUUGGAAAAUCCCUGCUAGAUUAUCAUUUGCCGUUUAUCUGAUACAUUUACCUUUGCUUAUGAUCUUCCAUGGUUCUUGGAAAGAAACGCAUUAUUUUGGAGGCACAGAAACGUUUUUUAGAUACCUCAAUAAUUUGUGCGUGACCAUUCUAGUUGCCUUUGCUAUGUGCAUCGUGAUUGAUGCUCCGUGCUCCACGCUACAGAAAAUGCUUCUCGGCAUCAAGAGUAAUACUCAGAAUAGCUCAAAUGAAGAACCGCAAGAGGCGGUGGAAGACGGAAAAUCCUUCAAAACAACUUUGUAGAAUUGAUUUAGUUUAUAGUCGCGUUGUAGUUUUGGUGUAUAAAAAAAUAGUAACUCUGA
Messenger RNA from Bombyx mori (domestic silkworm), 3229 nucleotides. RefSeq names its product nose resistant to fluoxetine protein 6. The transcript has 18 exons. Bases 1056 to 3170 code for a protein of 704 amino acids. Gene Ontology annotation, molecular function: acyltransferase activity, transferring groups other than amino-acyl groups. The record is from RefSeq and is a predicted model, not a curated record. Lineage: Eukaryota; Metazoa; Arthropoda; Insecta; Lepidoptera; Bombycidae.